UGAUGUAACAGUAAUGGAGCAAACCGAAUGGUACACAAUUCUAUAAUGUGACAUUAGACAUGAAAUAUUGCGUAUGUAUUACUUAUUAAUAAAACGAAAGAAACUUUUCGGACAACCUGAUACAAACACCUCGAUCGAAAUAAAAAAUAUCUGAAAUUUGUAAGAAAUGAUGCCGAUAACGUAAUUUAAGAAUCCUAGAGGUCAAAUCAUCCCCUCAACAGCAUCGUUACUUUUAACGUUAUUAUGAAUAUCAGCGAGAGCCUAAAAAAAUAUCGUCAAGUUUAAUUCAAAGUUUUCUAACUUUUUGGUAUCUCCUAAAAUUUUUUAUUUUUUUUUUUUUUUUAUUUUAUGGGGAAAAACCACGUUAACUUUUCUCCGUCGUUCGUCAUUUUUUCUCAGCUCGAUCCAAGAAUCGAAUCGAAUGGGCGACGCGUUAUUGCGAUUAUUGUCACGCGAGAAACCGAUUGUCUUCGACGUCAACCGGUAAACUUUCAUUGAUCGAUAUCGAGUACAGUUACCAAAACACGUUCUCUGCGUUUGUCAACGUCGAUCGUAAUGUUAAUUGAAAUCGGAAGCUGUACCCAUACGACAUCCGCGCCAGGAAGUGGGAGGAAUUAAAAUGAACGCGUUAACUUGAUCUACCUUUUACAUCGUGCACUGCCGCAAACUCAGUUUCAAGUAAUUCCGUUUCGCACUCUGAAAGACAUUAAAUUCUAUACCUAAUAAGAAACACGAGAAUCGAAUCUGAAAAUAAUAUUAAAUGAAAUAAGACGGUCUUUUAUUUAAAAAAUCGCGUCGAAAAUAUUUCACUAAACUAAUGCCAAGGUUUGUUGUGGACGUCACCAUCCAAUGGUGAAAGUCGUAGUUCAUUUGUUAAUAAUAUCUCGUACAUAUUAAAAUUCAUGUUCAAAUUCUUCAGGUAGCGCUUGGUCACCUCGAAAUUGCACAGACCCGUGUCCUGCUAAGAAAUAAUUAUACACUUUAACCGUUAGGUCGCCUUACGCAUGGGGACCCAUUCUAUAUCCUUCGACAAUAAACGCCGCGCGUUUCCAAGGAAAAUCCUUCGGCUCGAGCAAAUCAACAGUUUCCUUCCGUGCACGGCACGUUCAAUGGGGGUCCAUCUACCUGAACGUAUUUCCGAGUUCAGGUAACACCGCCCAAAUGACCAAUUUGCAGGUAAAAUAUUCAUCGCUUGUAAAAUAUUUCCUCUACAGCCUAGAAACUAACUCGUCGUAAAAUUACAGGCUUAAACGCUUAAUCUUACCCACUUCGUAUCCGAAUUGUGAUGCAGCAAACAUUGAUCCUCUUUUUUUUUCCUUUAAAUCGAUAUAUCCUAACGCAAGUACAACGAAAUUGUGAAAUACGUAAACUUAUACUGAAAAUAUUCUUAUUUAAAAACGUUCGUGUUCAAUUGACGAUUCAACCACGUGUUCCUUUAUGAAUCGGUAGGUGACUGUAUGUAUUUUGUUUUCCAUAACCAAGAUGUUUCAAUCGAUAGCACGUGUUGCCACGACAUUUAAAAACUUAUUUUUUAAUUUCGCACAAAGGUUUCCUUUACGAUGUAUACAAGGAAUGAGAAGGGAUGUUUCGAAAUUCAAUCCCUAAGGGGGUAAAAAGGAGUUGCAACGUUGGUAUUCCACGCGGGUGAAACCGCGGGAUGCAGCUAGUUGGACGUAUAAUUAAAAUCAAUAACAUCUUUUAUUUCGGUAACAUUAGUAUUACGCAAUAUUUAUUUGGUAAAUUAGAAUCGUUUUCUGAUCGAUGUUUAUAUAAUAUUUCAUAGUCCAUAUAAUCCUGGGAGCAUGCAAUCAAGAGAUAUUAUAAAUAAAGUAAGGGAGCCAGUCCUCUGUGCUAUAGCUAAAAAGAGAAAGGAAACCGCGGUACCCUACCUGUCUCUGUCUAUCAGCUCAUUUUUAUAUCAAUUUUAUGGUGACGAUAAAUGGUUAUCGUUAAAAGCACAGAGAUAGAUAGAGUACCGCGUUUUUUUUUCUCUUUCAGACAGGCCUAUGUUUCCUCUGCUCUAUCUAUAAUAUCUCUAUGCAUGCCAUGCUAUCCCAUUGAUAGAUAACAAAGUAUUAGUUGUCGUGACAAAAAGCCGAUUGAUAUGCUACCGGUCGUUAAAGUGUCAAGUAAUUAUACAAACAAAAUUGCAUAAACAAGUAUACUUUUUAGCGUGUAACUUUGAAAAUUGUUUUCAUUGGUUAUCACUAACAUAUGUAAUCUCAGUACUCUGUAGAUACAUCUAUCCUCCGAUUUUAUACCGCACUUCUUUCACACGGUUUUCAAAGUAACGAAUUCUUCAAAAAUAAAAACGUUGAAAACAAAAUUCCACGCUGUUACAGUCAUCUUUUAGUACCAUUACGUUCAGCGCUAUACUUUCCUACCUGAAGCUAGGAAAGGCGGAGGGUUUGCGCGUUAACAAUAAGGCACUUCGAAUAUAGGAGUUGACGCUGGAAAUAAGUUUCCGUGUCCAGGGAAUAACAGCGUUCACGCGUUCCUCGAAUCGGUCGUACUUCAGGUAUCCUGUAAGUCAAUAAUAAUUCGAGACUCCGUUAUCCUUUGCGAGAAGACCCCUUGCAGGUAGUACGUACUCCUAAUGCACGAGGAAAUUUCCAACAGCGACCUGGCCGAGUGGCAGCUUAUCCUUGAACGCAAUAAAACUACGGUCCCUCUGCGUCUAUUGUCGAAUUUCGUCGUAUUUAAUUUAUCGCGAUCCAGCGAGUACCACCUUGGAAAAUUAGUCGGAAAUUUCGAGUCCUAUCUCGGUUCUGUAAAGCUUCGUUUUUAAAAAUACCGAAUUCGAAGAUUUGUUGCAUCGUUCUUCCAAACUUCCGCCGCAAGUUGUAUGGCUGUGUAUAUCAGUGGUGUCCAACUUGUUUUAUAAUAAAGCAACUCACAAAAACAGAAUUAGAAGUUGCCUACGCGAGUCCUCGUGGAAUCUGUAUCGUAUUAUUUAAGAAAAAAUUAAUUUUAUUUCUUCGGCGUUAUUAAGAAUUGUCAUCGAUUGAUUUUUGGAGAAAUUGCUUCAUUCUCGACAAAAAAUUCAAUUAUAUCUCGAAUUUAUUUUGUGAUCCAUACAUUACCGACAGCGGGAAAUUUUUUAACAAUAAAACCAGUCUACCCUACGUGCCUUUGUCUAUCAGCGUAUUUACAUAUCAUUUUUAUGGUAAUGAUAAAUGAUUGUUGUUUAUAUUUUUAAUGAUUACGUAUGACGAGAUAGAUACGAUUGUAAGAUCGUUGCGAAAUCAACGCGACAACGUAUAUCCAGUACGAUUGGAAAAUUUAUAUAUGUAUUUUUUGAAUGAUACUCGUAAACGAAAUUACUGCAGAGUCAUCCAAUAUUCGGUACGGUUUACGAUCAAAGUUCAGAUAAACGGCUCGUUACUCGAUACUCGUAUUUUGAACGGUACUACAGUUUACUUCGAACGACUGAACUGUGUUGUGUGUUACUCUGCAUGUUAUUGUUUGGCACUACACGAAAAAUGAAGAACGGCAAUCAGAUUCUUGCAGAGGCCUUGAAAGAUCAGGGUAUCGAAUAUGCUUUCGGGAUAAUGGGCCACCCUGUAAUCGACCUGGCACUGUGCAUCCAAGCUAUGGGUAUCCAGUACCUUGGAUUUAGAAACGAGCAAGCCGCUUGCUACGCAGCGCAAGCUUAUGGCUACCUGACGCGAAAACCGGCGGUAGUUUUAUGCGUCUCUGGGCCAGGAUUACUUCACGUCAUGGGUGGUAUGGCAAACGCUCAAGUGAAUUGCUGGCCAGUCAUAGUACUUGGCGGAUCGUGUUCUGAGGAUCACGAGGGGAUUGGCGGUUUUCAGGAAUGGCCGCAGGUAGAAUCCAGUAAGCCCUAUUGUAAAUAUGCUGCCAGACCACCACAGGCAACACUCAUACCGCUCCACGUAGAAAAGGCCGUUCGACUCUCUAUUUAUGGUCGACCAGGCGUCGCGUACUUGGACUUGCCUGCCACUUUGUUGAACCAGUCGGUCGACGAGGAUAAAAUAUACAAAGUGGCGCCCUGUCCAACGCCGCCACUGAUAUUUCCAGAUAAACAAUUAGUUCAACAAGCUGCCAACUUGCUCAUGCGAGCAAGAAAACCGCUACUGAUCGUCGGAAAAGGAGCUGCUUACAGUAGAGCAGAAAAAGAAAUUCGUAAUCUCGUGUAUUCGACGGGUAUUCCCUUUCUCCCGACACCUAUGGGAAAGGGCGUUAUUCCAGACACGGAUAAACGAUGUGUUUCUAGCGCGAGAACUUUUGCAUUGCAACAAAGCGACGUUAUUAUAUUACUAGGCGCCAGAUUUAAUUGGAUGUUACACUUUGGCCAACCGCCUCGUUAUCAAGAUAACGUUAAAGUGAUACAGAUUGACUUAUGCCCAGAAGAAUUACACAAUUCUAUUCUUUCUGCAGUUGCGAUUCAAUCUGACCUGUCCACAGCUGUGGACUGUCUAGUUAAUAUUUUGAAAGCUCAAAAAUGGUCCUUUGAUGGAAAUAGUUCAUGGUGGAAAGACCUUCUGAUUAAAGCAAAUAAAAAUAAAGAAAUGGUCCAUAGAAUGUCCAUGGAUACUUCAGUGCCUUUAAAUUACUAUACCGUUUUCAAACAUAUUCAAGAUAGUAUUCCACCAGAUUCUAUCAUUUGCUCAGAAGGAGCAAACACAAUGGAUAUUGGGAAAACAAUGUUAUUGAAUAAUGAGCCCCGUCAUAGGUUAGAUGCUGCUACUUUUGGUACCAUGGGAGUUGGCUUAGGUUUUGCCAUUGCAGCAGCUCUUUAUUGUAAAAAUAAUGCACCUGGUAAAAGAGUAUUUUGCGUGGAGGGGGACAGUGCUUUUGGUUUUUCUGGCAUGGAAAUUGAAACAAUGUUUAGAUAUAAAUUGCCUAUAAUCAUUAUUAUUGUAAAUAAUAAUGGCAUCUAUAGUGGCUUAGACACUGAAACUUUUAGACAAUUGCAAGCUACAGGGGAGCCAACACAAGUAAUACCACCCAAUUCUUUAACAUCUGAAACACAUUAUGAAAAAAUGAUGGAGAUGUUUGGUCAAAAAGGACACUUUUGCAAGACUGUACAUGAUAUUCAACAUGCAAUAAAGUCAUGUCUUCAAGUGAAUGAUGCUCCCAGCAUGAUAAAUAUUAUGAUCAAUCCUCAAGCUGAUCGUAAAGAACAACAAUUCAGCUGGUUGACAGAAUCAAAACUUUAAAUUUGUUAAUUCUGUUAAUAAUUCUGUUAAGUUUAGAUCCAAUAUGAAUAAGGUGAAAGGCAGAGCAUGUGCUGUAUAUAUUAUUAUUUUUUUGUAUAAAAUUGUCCAUUUGUAUUUUUAUAAAAAUAUACAAAAAAUAUACAAAGUAUUUAAUAAUGAAAAUUAAA
Hylaeus volcanicus is the source of this 5350-nucleotide messenger RNA. It is a transcript of the gene Hacl, whose product is annotated as 2-hydroxyacyl-CoA lyase 1. Gene Ontology annotation, biological process: fatty acid alpha-oxidation. The transcript is spliced from 12 exons. The record is from RefSeq and is a predicted model, not a curated record. Lineage: Eukaryota; Metazoa; Arthropoda; Insecta; Hymenoptera; Colletidae. The coding region runs from base 3456 to 5183 and encodes 575 amino acids. Gene Ontology annotation, cellular component: peroxisome. Gene Ontology annotation, molecular function: magnesium ion binding; catalytic activity; thiamine pyrophosphate binding.